Strongylus vulgaris is the source of this 578-nucleotide messenger RNA. The record is from the annotation of a GenBank genome assembly. Lineage: Eukaryota; Metazoa; Nematoda; Chromadorea; Rhabditida; Strongylidae.
AUGACUGUGACAAUCUUCAGCUGCGUUCUGGACCCACUCUACAGGUCGGUCCAAGUUGCUGCCACACACCUGCAUUCACCACUGGAUGUUGCCGUCUACACAUUGAAUUGCUUGUCAGCCAUACACUCCUUGGUCAUUCUUUACCCUUUCACUGAUUCACGACUUGAGAUGAUCAAGGCAUUGAUGGAAGGCAAUGAAGACGUACUAAUGGAAGGCAAUGAAGACGUACUAGUUUCUGAAGAGGCUUCCACGAUAUUAGCAAAUACAGGUCUUAUCAACCUAUACCAGAAGGCUUCUGCUCACGACAAAAAUCAGGGACCAUUGUCUGCUAUCCCUGGAAUGGAUGCAACCAGUGUAAAUAGCACACUGGUGCAAUUUGAUGCAUAUCUGGCACAACCAGAUAUAUAUCAACUAGAUCAGGUUUCAAAGAUCAGCAGCGCUCGAACUCGGGAAAGCGUCAAGCAAAGGACGGUGGAUAACGUGGUUGCUGCUUAUUCAACUGUUAUCAAAAAGCUGGAAGAUCCCGCAAAUGCCUAUGAAAAUGUCGCAUACAAAUCUGUUGAUCAGGUAAGGUAAAA